AUGCACAAUGGGGCUCUACUAAAAUAUUGGGGUCCUCUACCACCUCUUAAUUUCUCACCCACUCCCCUGGACUCUGCUGAAAUGGCAGCAGUUUUCAAAAAGGCAUCAAAUCUUCCACAGGAUGCUUAUGAUGCUCUCCUUGUCUACCUUCAGGCUACUGGACACCAAUAUCGAGCUUAUGAUGCAUUUCCCCAUCCUUCCAAUGCUCUUAUCCUUCCUCCAACGGUUGAACUCCCUCUCCAGGUGCCCGUUGACAUGGCACACCCGGAUGGGUGUGCAACGUCAGCCAUUUGGUGGUGGCACCGUUUGUUGGGCAUCACCACCAUUGUUGUUGUUGUUGUUGAUGUUGUGGUUGUGGUUGUCUGUUGUGGCCGUUGUUGUUGUUGUUGUGGGAUGCAUCACAUCAUGUGA
This is a messenger RNA of Laccaria bicolor S238N-H82, 411 nucleotides long. RefSeq lists its product as uncharacterized. The record is from RefSeq and is a predicted model, not a curated record. Lineage: Eukaryota; Fungi; Basidiomycota; Agaricomycetes; Agaricales; Hydnangiaceae. The transcript is spliced from 3 exons. Bases 1 to 411 code for a protein of 136 amino acids.